AUGUCUUCACUUUUUGACACUGAGAGCGACGAUUCAGUUGAAAUAGUAGACUUAACGUCUGAUGACAAUAACGAUAAUGAGCAGGAGAAUAAUAAUAGUGAUGAUCUUACGGAAAAAAUUGCAUAUUUUACAAAAAGUUUAACUGCAAAGCAUAUUCAAUUUUCAGCCGUUUCUGUUGAAUAUCCACCUACUGAUCCUAAAGGUUAUGCGAUCAUUUAUAAUUUUAUUAAAAGUGAUAAUUAUUCAACAACAAAUAAUGAUCAAAUUCAAAAAGCGAUGAAAAAUAAAGCUCGAACUGUUUUUCAUCAAUAUUCACAAGAAGGAAAAGGCGGUGCCUCAUAUGUAAAUUGUCCAUUUUUUGAAGACCCGAAUAAUAAGCAAAUUCAAAUUAUCAAAGAUCAAAGAACAUGCGGAGGAAUUAAAAUUUGUUCUUUUGCACAUGAUUAUUUUCAUAAUUAUACACAUACCAAUGUUGAUUUUGAUUCAAAUAUAUUUCAAUCAAUCAAAAAUAAUGAAGAAUUACGAACGGCCAAGAAAUUACCUUGUCCAUAUAUUCAAGAAAAUGGUAGUCAAUGCAAUGGUGAACUAAAACAUGGCACUUCAGGGCAUCGGUAUUUACCUAUUGGAGAAAAUAUAGAUCGUCAACUUUUAAAAAAUCUAAUUAAUGGGAUGCCAUUAAAUGAAUGUGAAAUAGAUAAUACUU
Messenger RNA from Racocetra persica, 703 nucleotides. The record is from the annotation of a GenBank genome assembly. Lineage: Eukaryota; Fungi; Glomeromycota; Glomeromycetes; Diversisporales; Gigasporaceae.